CCGCUGCCCCGCCUUCUCCAUAUUACAGCAUGGAGGAUAGAAUGUAAAAAAAAGAAACACACUAGCUACUGUGAAGGGAGUAAGGAGGGUGGUCUUCUAAUUUACCCCGGCGUGGAAAAAAGAUCACAACGAAAGUGAUGCACGAUGCCCAUAGUGGACAAACUAAAAGAGGCUCUGAAGCCGGGUCGGAAGGACUCUGCUGACGACGGCGAUCUCAACAAGCUCCUAGCGUCCUCCGCAAAGAAAGUGCUGCUGCAGAAGAUAGAGUUUGAGCCUGCCAGCAAAGGCUUCUCCUACCAGCUAGAGGCACUCAAGAGCAAGUAUGUCAUCCUCAACCCCAAAUCUGAGGGAGCAACGGGACAGAGGCCCACAGAUCUGAUCCAGAUCAAAAAACAAGUCUCAGAGAAUGCGAGUGGGGGGGACAGCGAUGGCAUUCCUGCCCCUCACAAGGUGCUGUUCCCGGGGAACAGGCUGUCCAUGAAGUGGGAGCGAGUUUAUCGGGUUGGAGCCGGCCUCCACAACCUGGGUAACACCUGCUUCCUCAACUCCACUGUGCAGUGUCUUACCUACACCCCACCACUAGCCAACUACCUCCUGUCCAAGGAGCACAGCAGAGCAUGUCACCAGUCUGGGUUUUGUAUGAUGUGCAUUAUGCAAAACCACUUAAUCCAGGCUUUCGCCAACACUGGCAACGCCAUCAAACCAGUCUCCUUCAUCAGAGACCUGAAAAAAAUUGCCAGACAUUUCCGCUUCGGGAGUCAGGAGGAUGCACAUGAGUUCCUGCGCUACACCAUUGAUGCUAUGCAGAAAGCCUGCCUUAACGGUUACACCAAGUUAGACAGACAAACACAGGCUACCACUUUAGUCCAUCAGAUAUUUGGAGGUUAUCUCAGGUCAAGAGUCAAGUGUUCGGUUUGUAAAAGCGUGUCAGAUACCUACGACCCUUAUCUGGACAUAGCGGUUGAGAUCCGGCAAGCUCCAAACAUUGUCAGAGCUCUCGAGAUGUUUGUGAAGCCAGAUGUCCUGAUUGGAGAGAACGCCUAUAUGUGUGCAAAGUGCAAGAAAAAAGUGCCAGCGUCCAAGCGGUUUACGGUUCAUCGGCCGUCCAACGUCUUGACCCUGUCUCUCAAGAGGUUUGCGAACUUCAGCGGAGGCAAGAUCACCAAGGAUGUUGGUUACCCCGAAUUCUUGAAUAUCCGCCCAUACAUGUCCCAGAGCUCCGGGGACCCUGUUAUGUAUGGACUGUACGCUGUUCUGGUGCAUUCUGGGUACAGCUGCCAUGCUGGUCACUACUACUGCUAUGUUAAGGCCAGCAGUGGACAGUGGUACCAGAUGAAUGAUUCUGUGGUGCAUGCCAGCAAUAUCAAAGUUGUUCUCAACCAGCAGGCCUACGUUCUGUUUUAUCUAAGAAUCCCAGAUUCAAAGAAGAGCUUGGAUGGUCUCGGGUCUAAGCAGAGCUCAAUCCAGUCUAGUAGGAACAGCAUGACACCAGAACUAACAAAGAAAUCCCCUCUUAAUGGAACUCUUUCUUCACCGCAAGUAGGGAAGAAACUGGAGUCCCCGCAGAUGAGGAAGAUCCAGGUUGCUAAUGGAGUUGGUAUUCCGGUCCCCCGAAACGGCACCAGCCAGUCCCCGAAGCUCUCGCAGGGCUCCCAGUCCCCCAGGACCCCCUCCAAGCCCUCCAACACCCCUGCUGUGAUCGACGAGACGAUGAAAAAGGUGAAGAAGCCAUCGCCGCCACUUCAGGCACGGGGCAGUCACGGGCCGGUUGUUAAUGGUACCGGUGGAGGCAGGCCUGAGAGUGACAAACGAUACAGGCCUGAGAGCCGGAGCCUGGCCAUGUCUACCUCAAUGAAAUCACUGUCGGAGGCAACUGCAGAGGGGCAGAUACAGAAGGAUUCGGACCCUGGUGAAUCCCACCUCAAGUUGAUGGGGAGCCCUCGUAGCAUUCACAACGGAGACACCCCCACAAGGAGCUGUUUAAACGGAUUUCAGUCGCCCAGUCGAGGGACACCACCCCACGCUGCCACCAACGGCAAGUUAGCUGAUCCGAGAGGUACAGAGGAGCAGAAGAUGGUAAAGUUAAAACCCCAGGCCCUGAUGAACGUCUCCUCCGAACCCACCAACACCAUGUCGCCCCCGCCUGCCAAGAAGCUGGCACUCUCAGCUAAGAAGGCGGCCUGUUCCCUCCAGACACCGAGCGACAGUGAGCCUCAGUUCCCUCCACGCCAUCCGUCCAGCAAUCCCCAUCAUCCAGUGAAACACCAACACCUCACCUCCUCAUCGCCAGCACACAAAAACAGGGUUCUCCCAUCCCAUUCUCCCAAAUUGCAGACUCCAUCUAAAUUAGGAUUAGGCUCCACAUGUAGUAAUAGUAGAAGCCCCAAGAAAUGGUCAGUUUCCUCUGAAUCUGAUUCACUGAACUCACAGCUGCCCUCUUCCUCUCACCUCAACGGAUUUGCUGCCAGAGCUAUGGUGCUCCACAGCCCAUCUGGCCCUGACUCCAAGGCACCAGUCGAACCCGGGACUGGUUCAGAAACUCUUCCCUCUGGUACCUUGGUGCCUGAAUCCAGGCUUAACCUCAAAAGAAAAAAGAAGAAACAUAAACACAAAUCAGAGGGAGUGGGAGAGGAGUGCCCUCCACCAGAGCCUGAGGUAUCUGCAGAGGCCAGCUGCGAGGAAGCGACAGAGGUCCCUCACAAAGAGGAGAAGAAGAAAAAGAAGAAAAAGAGGAAGAGGAGGGACGAGGAGGAGGGGGAAACGGACCCUCCCAGGGCAAGCGUGCACACUCACCUGGAGGAGAAGCAAGAGGAAGUGGACUGGAGUCUCGCCGGGGCCUGGAGCAUCACUGCGUCCACACAGCACAGUGAGAAAGGUGAGCGCAAACACACGGUCAGGCAGGGCGACACUUCAGGAGAAUCUGCCUUGCACAGUCCUGGAGGAGAAGAGGAAACGGCGGUGCGAGUCAAAAAGAAGAAAAAGAAGCAAAGGGAGAAACACAGAGAGACAUUUGUAGAAGAAACGGUUCCAGAGCCUGUGUUGGAAAGUUUAACACUGGAGGAACAACAGCCAGCGAUGAACACAGAUGAACUGACAGAAUCAAAAAAGAAGAAAAAGCACAAAAAAGAAAGGGAGGAAAAAAAAAAGGAAAAGAGAAGAAGGAAUGUAAGUGAAGAGGAAGAUGCUGGUUUCGAUCCCAUUCCAGUGGAGCACAAGGUUAACGGGGAAAGAGACAGAGAAGCCAAACAAGCUGCAGUGUUCGUUUGGGACAGCCAGGUUCAGGAUGGUUAUAAACGUACAGUGAACGCUCCCACGUCGGAGAGCACUUGCCCGGGUCCAAAGCCUUCCAGUCUUGCCUGGGAUGGCAAAAAAGCGUCCAGUGUGGUGGAUGAGCUUCUUAAACACUCCAUGGAUAAGGCAUAUGGAACAGAAGUCCUGACUUGGGAGGGGGCUGUCUCUGCUGUCAGCCAGGAUGCUAUUGAGGAUGCUAGAUUUGCUAAAAAUGACACUGUGAUUGAUGAAUGGGACGAGGAUUUUGACACCGGAAAGGUUAAGAAAAUUAAAUUUAAAAAGGAGAAAAAGAGAAACUUCAACGUCUUCCAGAAAAUGCAGACCCAUCGUAAUUUCUGGUCGGCCACCCAUCCGGGGAAGUUUGCCAGCCUCGGCUACCGAUACUGAACUGGGAGGUUCGAGUAAAACAUAUACAUUUUAGGAAUAUGGAAUUAAUGAAGGGGUCAUACAGGGAUUUGGCAACGGGCAGCUGUAGAAGAUUUUGAGUCUCCUCCGUGCGAUGCAGUGAAUGUGAAGAUCAAACAUCAUCAUCCUCAUCAUCCUCCUCCUCCUCCUCCUUGUCUAAUGCUGUCUGAAGGCCUGAAGCUUCACUGAACCAAAGGACAGUACUGAACUGUAACUCACUGCGUAGCCUCUGGCAUGCCAGCCAGGCACUGCUGUGAAACGGUGUAUACAAACUGCUAGGUGCAGGGGUUCAUUUUUGAUUAAAUUCUAUUUUUGACUCUUGGUCUAUUUAGUAGAAUGCAUACUAAGUACAAAACCACUUCUUUACUAUUCUCUUAUCUUUUAUAUUGAAGAAUAUAUGGACACAGUAGUGGUUCAGUGGUAAAGCCGUAAUGUUUUAGUGGCUUGUGCUAAAUAACUAUAAUAAUUAUAAAUGUAUAUAUUUGGUUUUCAUAGUCCUUGACAAUUUGUACUUAAUAUGUAUACAACUUUAUAGAGGGUGUGGGUGUUGUGAGUUUAGUUGCCCAUUUUAAAAAACGAAUACAAUAUUAUAGUUAAUACUGAAAAUCUGGUAUAAUUGUUGGUAUUGAGAAAGGGGGGUGUUCCUCUCAAUAUCAAUCUCACUCGGUUUCUCCUUCUCUCUACCUGCUAUUGUAGAAACAGAUAAAGCAGCAUUGUGGUUUUCGAAGGGACUAACAUUUAGACAGAGGUGCAAAGCAACAUAAUGUUCAGAAUGCACAACAAAGGUGUUCUGAUGAGACAAGCCGUGGAGGAGCUUAUUAUCCCCGCAGUAAAUGAAUUGAUCUGGUGGAUGAAAACAAAAGAAUUCAAAACAAUGUGUUUUAAAAGGACAGCCAUGCCUUCUACACCAGUGACAAGUAGACUGAGUUUCUUCAAACUCAAGGGGGGUUCUCCUACUUGACUAUAUUUGAUGGCAGGCAUAUACACACACACACACACACACACACACAUAUCCACGCUGUCUCAAUCUGUAUUUCAGACCAGAUUUUAUUUUAAUAGUAGUACCAGGAUUGAUUGAUCAAAUCACCUCCAGGGCUGCUAUUUAUUUUAUUUUUAUAUUGUGACCAAUGAAAUAUAAAGGUCGAUUGUUUUUGAUUGGGUAAAAUGUAGAUCUUAAGUAACCUUUUAAGCUAUUAAUCAAAUAUUUUAGACCAGACCAGAGUUGAAGAUUAAGAGAAACAAUCUCUCUGGCCCACACCAGUGUUCCACAUUAUAAAUAGAAAAUGGAACGGGAAUACUUUUGAACAAGUCUUUUCAGUGCUGGUUAGAACUGCUCUCGGUAAAGCUUGCCCAGAACUAGGUUGUACUACUAGUCUGCUGUGUAUUUAAACUAACAUGAAAAAAGAAAGUAGCUAAUGAUAUUAAUAAAACUCUCUGCUCUGGUGUUUUAAAAAAUGAACUCAGAAUAACAAGAAGCGGUUUAUAAACACAAACAUAGUUCCUGACAGAAGAAAAAAGAAUGGGAUUCAGCAUGCCGAAACCCAAAUGUAGAAGAGUUGCAGGGCUCUGUUUGUAUCCGAUAGAAUGGGUUUCUCUGGGAGACUGCUAAAUACUCGCACCGGGGUUACCUUAUAUUCAGUAGGCUGGCAGGCAGUAGAAGUGGCAUACAUUGCACAUAGUUCCACCCGUUUCAUAAGCUGUGUCUAUCCACUCUGCACUCUUUUCAGUGGUAUUCAGUAAUAACAAAAAUAAACCUCUGAAACUGGUUUCAUUUUAAUAACCAGGUUUCUAUUUACAGGUAAAAUUGCUCAAAUAUCUUAUGAGAUUUGUGGUGUGUGUGUGUUUUUUUUUUUUUUUUUUUUUUUUUUUUUUUUUUUUCCCAAGUUGUGGACAGACCAGAGUAGGUAGAUAAAAUGUGCAUAUCUGAUGGCCGUGGUCUGAAAUACAAACCUAGUACAAUACAAUCCAGCUUGAGACUUGAGUGCAGUAUGCAGUGGGCACUGCCGAGUGUAGCGGUGUGCCUCACUUUACCCUACCACCACCUGAUUGGUGCUGGGUUGCAGAGCUGAGACUAAGCACACAGCCGGCCAUAAUGUCACACAGCGUGUGAAUCCUCUUUUAUAGCUCUACAUACGUGUUUUUAAAACGGCAUGAUUUUUGUGACUGCUGUGUGUUUUUCCUUUUUUAUUUUGGUGUUACUUUUCAUUUUUACAUUGAUGUAUCUCACCAAGAUCUACCUCCACUGCUUGUGGUUAAUCUGGUAUUUGCAGUUCAAGCCCCUUGACUUGAUUUAUUUAUUGAAUUGCCAGGUUCAGUCUGUCAAGGGCAGCUGCGUUUUGUCUUCAUUUGUUUCACAUUGUGCUCCCUUUUCCCCCUCUCUGUGAGAACGCUGUUGCUAUAUAAACAUAUCGAUUUGGAUUUUUGUCCAAUUAAAAAAAAAAAAAAAAAGCAAAACAAAAAACAAUUAAAUGAAAGGGAAGUUGCCUUUGCAGUGCUUAACUGUUUGCUCCUUUCAAACUGCCCACACCCAGAACAAACCUGCGAUUGUAUUCUGCUGUAUAAAAUUAUGUAGUGCUCUGCAGUUUGACAUCCCAGUAGUUUAUCUUCAUAGUGCAGUGUGGUCCUAUUCAUCCACUGCUGGUAUAUAGUGAGAUCCUGUCUUAAGGAAGUGUAUAUGUAUGUAUAUGUGUGUGUGUGUAUGUAUGUAUGUAUGUAUGUAUAUAUAUAUAUAUAUAUAUAUAUAUAUAUAUAUAUAUAUAUAUAUAUAUAUAUAUAUAUCCUCACCUCUACUUUCUAUGCAAAUUCAGUGUCUGACCAUCAAACAGGUUACCCCUAAAGCAGCGGGCACCUCAGGAAAACGCUUCAUUGUUGAUUUUACAUUUUUAGUCUCUUCAUAGGCUUCCAGAAAUUCUACCGUUUUCUACCUGUAAAGAAAAAAAGGAUGAGUGGGGUCAUAUACUGUGUCAUUUAGAUCACUUUCUAUUCCAUAGUCAUUUAAAUAACCAAUAUGUAAACAUAUAAAUACCUAUAAUAUUAUAUAUAUAUAUAUAUAUAUAUAUAUAUAUAUAUAUA
This is a messenger RNA of Acipenser ruthenus (sterlet), 6768 nucleotides long. Its product is annotated as ubiquitin carboxyl-terminal hydrolase 36-like. Gene Ontology annotation, biological process: protein deubiquitination; regulation of apoptotic process. Gene Ontology annotation, cellular component: nucleus; cytosol. Lineage: Eukaryota; Metazoa; Chordata; Actinopteri; Acipenseriformes; Acipenseridae. The transcript has 21 exons. The record is from RefSeq and is a predicted model, not a curated record. The coding region runs from base 145 to 3678 and encodes 1177 amino acids. Gene Ontology annotation, molecular function: cysteine-type deubiquitinase activity; cysteine-type endopeptidase activity.